UUAAGCGGUCAUUCGUCACAAGGAGGCCGAUUUGCAGAAGAGUUCAAAAUCAUCUCUCUCCAUUUAGGUUUACCCUGGAUAUAUUCAUUCGUGUUUCUGACUCUGCCGUGGUUCGGAACCGUAAUCAUUGAGAAUGGAGCGUGGUCGUUUGAUUCUCAUCAUUGUCGGAAUCACCAUCCUGCUGGUGGCCAUCGUCGUCGCGAUCGCCGUUCCCGUGUCGCUGAAUAACAAGAGUAAGAGAGAUUCAGAUUUGGCCAGGCAGUAUAUGAGAGAGGUGCCUCUGAUAGACGGACACAACGAUUUACCUUGGCAACUAGUGAUUUAUGAAGACAACGAUUUGUCUCGCAUCGACCUCAACCAGCGUCCAACGUUUAACGUAACUCAUACAGACAUUCCUAGGCUCAGGGAAGGUUUAGUUGGAGCACAGUUUUGGGCGGCGUACACCUAUUGCACAUCACAAUAUAAAGAUGCUGUCGUGCACGCUAUCGCUCAGAUAGAUGUCAUCAAGAGGAUGGUACAGGAGUACCCAGAAGUCUUCGAAUUCGUCACAACUGCCCAAGGUAUAAGAGACGCCUUUGAGAACGGCAAGAUUGCUUCCCUUAUUGGAGUCGAGGGUGGUCAUAACAUCGAUAACAGUUUUGCAGUACUUCGCGCCUUCUAUGACCUUGGUACCAGAUACAUGACUAUAACACAUAGCUGCAAUACACCUUGGGCCGAUAACUGGAAGGAAGACUUUGAACCAGAAGACCAACAUAAUGGACUCAGCGAAUUUGGAAAGGACGUAAUUCGUGAGAUGAACCGUCUUGGCAUGCUCGUUGACCUCUCACACGUCUCUGUAGACACGAUGAAUGACGCUCUUGACGUAACCGAAGCACCGGUCAUCUUUAGCCACACCUCGGCAUACGCACUAUGCAACCACUACCGAAACGCACCAGACAGUGUCCUCAGGAGAGUGAAAGAAAAUAAAGGUAUUGUAAUGGUAAACUUCUACACGUUAUAUAUCAACUGCCCACCUAAUAAUGUUACGGCCGACCCUUCGUAUGCCACGCUGGCUCAAGUAGCAGAUCAUAUGGAUCAUAUAAAAGAAGUAUGUGGCUGGGAAUGCGUCGGGUUUGGCAGUGACUACGACGGGAUUGACACUGCCCCUGAGGGAUUAGAAGAUGCUUCCACGUUCCCUGCCCUAGUAACAGAACUCAUCCAGAGACAGUGGACUGAAGAAGAAAUAAAGGGCGCCCUCGGAAAUAACUUCCUUCGUGUCUUCGAAGAGGCGGAACAGGUUAGUCGAGAUCUUAAAGCAAAUGGGAUGAAACCUAAAGUGGCUACACUCCCAAGAGAUGAACCAGAUGAAGCAAAUAACGUUUGUCGCACCUACAUGUAUGGCACCUCCUUUUAUUGAUAGUUAUAUAUAGUUUGGGGUGUUUCAUUUGUUUUCUUUUCGAAGGAGGGGGCAUCUUCUUUGCUAUGGUCUUUUUAGAUGGUGAUAUAAACGAUGGUGGUGAUGAUGAUAAUGGUGAUGAUGAUGAUGAU
Messenger RNA from Lytechinus variegatus (green sea urchin), 1527 nucleotides. Its product is annotated as dipeptidase 1-like. Gene Ontology annotation, biological process: proteolysis. The transcript has 10 exons. NCBI's taxonomy places the organism in Eukaryota, Metazoa, Echinodermata, Echinoidea, Temnopleuroida, Toxopneustidae. The record is from RefSeq and is a predicted model, not a curated record. Gene Ontology annotation, molecular function: metallodipeptidase activity. The coding region runs from base 134 to 1396 and encodes 420 amino acids.